GGCCGGCAGGGGCCGCUCCUCGCGCCGCCGCCGCCGCCUCCCCGCCCCUUGCCCAGCCGGCGCUCCCGUUACGCCGCGGAGCCGGGAGCCGGGAGCCGGGAGCCGGAGCCGGAGCCCGAGCCCGAGCCCGAGCCCGAGCCCGCGGCAGCGGCGGGAGCGGCGAGGGGGCGCCGGCGGCGGCGGGGCCUGCGCGCGGGCGGGCGGGCGCCAUGGCCUCCAAGAAGGCGGGCUCGCGGCUGGAGACGGAGAUCGAACGCUGCCGCUCCGAGUGCCAGUGGGAGCGGAUCCCCGAGCUCGUCAAGCAGCUGUCGGCCAAGCUCAUCGCCAACGAUGACAUGGCAGAACUCCUCCUCGGGGAGUCGAAGCUGGAGCAGUACCUGAAGGAGCACUCCCUGCGGCAGGGCGCCAGCCCCCGAGGCCCCUGGCCCCAGCUGACCGAGGUCCGCAAGCACCUGACCGCCGCCCUGGACCGAGGGAACCUCAAGUCAGAGCUGCUACAAGAAUCCAAUCUGAUCAUGGCCAAGCUGAACUACGUGGAAGGAGAUUAUAAGGAAGCUCUCAACAUCUACGCGCGGGUGGGCCUCGACGACUUGCCGCUGACAGCCGUCCCUCCCUACAGGCUGCGGGUCCUGGCGGAAGCCUACGCAACCAAAGGACUUUGUUUAGAGAAGUUGCCUGUUUCCUCUUCUACCAGUAACCUCCACGCGGACAGGGAACAGGAGGUCAUCACCUGCUAUGAGAAAGCGGGGGACAUCGCGCUCCUGUACCUCCAAGAGAUAGAAAGGGUAAUACUUACUAAUAUUCAAAACAGAAGCCCUAAGCCUGGCCCUGCUCCCCACGAUCAAGAACUAGGUUUUUUCCUAGAAACAGGACUUCAGAGAGCCCAUGUCCUCUAUUUCAAAAAUGGGAUAGAUGUGCAUGAAGACCAACAGAACUUGACCAGAGGAGUGGGGAGGUUCAGAGAGCUCCUCAGAGCGGUAGAGACGAGAACAACUCAGAACCUGCGAAUGACCAUAGCGAGGCAGCUGGCGGAGAUCCUGUUACGGGGGAUGUGUGAACAGAGCUACUGGAACCCUCUGGAGGACCCGCCGUGCCAGUCGCCUCUGGACGACCCUCUCCGAAAAGGAGCCAACACAAAAACCUACAGCCUCAGCCGGAAAGCCCGCGUCUACUCAGGAGAGAACAUUUUUUGUCCUCAAGAAAAUACCGAAGAGGCCCUGUUGUUAUUGCUGAUUAGUGAAUCUAUGGCCAACCGGGACGCCGUGCUGAGCCGGAUCCCCGAGCACAGGAGCGACCGCCUCAUCAGUCUGCAGAGCGCCUCGGUGGUCUAUGACCUGCUGACCAUUGCUCUCGGGCGAAGAGGCCAGUUUGAGAUGCUGUCGGAGUGCUUAGAGAGAGCCAUGAAGUUCGCCUUCGAGGAGUUCCACCUCUGGUACCAGUUUGCUCUGUCACUCAUGGCGGCCGGAAAAUCUGCCCGUGCCGUGAAGGUGCUGAAGGAAUGCAUUCGGCUGAAGCCCGAUGACGCCACCAUCCCGCUGCUGGCCGCCAAGCUGUGCAUGGGCUCCCUUCACUGGUUGGAAGAGGCUGAGAAGUUUGCCAAAAUUGUCGUUGAUGCGGAAGAGAAAACGUCCGAGUUCAAGGCCAAAGGCUACUUAGCGCUGGGGCUCACGUACAGCCUGCAGGCCACUGACGCUUCGCUGCGAGGGAUGCAGGAGGUCCUGCAGAGAAAGGCGCUUCUUGCGUUUCAGAGGGCCCACAGUCUGUCACCUACAGAUCACCAAGCCGCUUUCUACCUCGCUCUGCAGCUCGCCAUCUCCAGACAGAUACCGGAGGCUCUGGGGUAUGUCCGCCAGGCUCUUCAGCUUCAAGGCGAUGAUGUCAACUCCCUGCACCUGCUCGCCCUCCUGCUGUCGGCCCAGAAGCACUCCCACGACGCGCUGAGCAUCGUGGACAUGGCCCUGAGCGAGUACCCGGAGAACUUCCUACUGCUGUUCUCCAAAGUGAAGUUGGAGUCGCUGUGCCGGGGCCCGGAUGAGGCGCUGCUCACUUGCAAGCACAUGCUACAAAUAUGGAAAUCCUGCUACAACCUAACCAACCCCAGUGACUCUGGACGCGGGAGCAGCCUCUUAGAUAGAACCAUUGCGGACAGGCGGCAGCUCAAUACGAUCACCUUGCCAGACUUCAGCGACCCGGAGACAGUGUCAGAUUCCUCCUCCUCCUCCUCUUCUCUUUCAAGAAUCGAAUCUCCUCUCCACCUGUUUGUAUCUUCUCAUCUUCAUUCUCAUCCCAAACCCGAUACCUUUGUGUGGCCCUCCGCAGCUCACUCAUUCCAUGGCCCAGGUCCCCGCCAGGAACCCUCUCGGUGCAACUCUCCAGAAGUAUACUUUCAUGGUUUUCCCUCCCUUUUUUCAGUUAGCUCGAUCCACGCCACAUCCGUGGCGGCCUCCCGCGUGGAGCAGGCGCUGUCCGAAGUGGCCUCGUCUCUGCAGAGCAGCACCCCCAAGCAGGGCCCGCUGCACCCCUGGAUGACACUGGCACAGAUCUGGCUCCACGCAGCCGAAGUCUACAUCGGCAUUGGGAAGCCAGCAGAAGCCACAGCCUGUACCCAGGAAGCUGCCAACCUCUUCCCCAUGUCCCACAACGUCCUGUACAUGCGAGGCCAGGUGGCCGAGCUCCGAGGAAACAUCGACGAAGCCCGGCGGUGGUACGAGGAGGCCUUAUCCAUCAGCCCCACCCACGUGAAGAGCAUGCAGCGACUGGCCCUGAUCCUUCAUCAGCUGCGCCGCUACAGCCUCGCGGAGAAGAUUCUCCGGGACGCGGUGCAGGUGAACUCCACGGCCCACGAGGUCUGGAACGGGCUGGGCGAGGUCCUCCAGGCUCAGGGCAAUGACACAGCCGCCACCGAGUGCUUCCUGAUGGCCUUGGAGCUGGAGGCCAGCAGCCCCGCGGUGCCCUUCACCAUCAUCCCCCGGGUGCUCUGAGCAGGCGCCCGGCAGCCUCGCACCCACCUGGGGUGCCCCGAGGGGACAAGUCUGCCACACCGAGGCCCUGGGCGGACGUGCGACUGGCCACAGUGAUCUGGCCAGACGACCCCGCAUCAUCGCUCUCCCGCGUGCACGCCUGUGGCCUCGGCCGCCCAAUGACCGUUUCUGAAUCUACUGACGUUGCUCAACAUGGAUUAUGUGCCAUAUCUUGUUAGUUGACAUCUGAAUUUUAAGUAACAUGGUUAUGGAAAUAAUCCGCAAAUGUAGAAGAAUAUACUCAAAGUUAAAAUUCAGUGGCAGCACAGAUUAUUUUUAUCAGAGCUGUAAAGAAAGCUGUUCUCUCCUCCUCGCCCCCCUGCCCCACCCCUGGCCCAGAAACCAAAUGUGAAUCUUCUUUUCCCACCUCAGUGCUAGUCCAAGCCAGGACUCGGGCCAACGAGUUCUUGGUUUUGUUGUCGAUACUUGUACCAUGUGAUGAAUUACUGUCCUCACUUAGAACAAAGCCUGAGUCCAAGAAUAUUUAUAUUUUGCCAAUAUAUGCCUGUUACAAGAGAAGGAAAUAUGAGUUAUUUAAGUUUAACUUUUUUAUGUGAAUUCAGAGUUUAUUUAUCAAUGGAAAGAUGUACAAAGAAGCUUCAGAUGGAAUAUUUACCGACAUUCCUUAUACAUGACAGACACUUGGCUAAUGGGAAGAUGAUGUUAAUAAUAAAAAGAUUUUUAAAUGGA
This is a messenger RNA of Myotis daubentonii (Daubenton's bat), 3710 nucleotides long. RefSeq names its product tetratricopeptide repeat domain 7B (gene TTC7B). Lineage: Eukaryota; Metazoa; Chordata; Mammalia; Chiroptera; Vespertilionidae. Gene Ontology annotation, cellular component: plasma membrane. Gene Ontology annotation, molecular function: protein binding. The record is from RefSeq and is a predicted model, not a curated record. Gene Ontology annotation, biological process: protein localization to plasma membrane; phosphatidylinositol phosphate biosynthetic process.